This is a messenger RNA of Neltuma alba, 705 nucleotides long. RefSeq names its product E3 ubiquitin-protein ligase synoviolin B-like. The record is from RefSeq and is a predicted model, not a curated record. Gene Ontology annotation, cellular component: cytoplasm. NCBI's taxonomy places the organism in Eukaryota, Viridiplantae, Streptophyta, Magnoliopsida, Fabales, Fabaceae. The transcript has a single exon. Gene Ontology annotation, biological process: protein ubiquitination. Gene Ontology annotation, molecular function: ubiquitin protein ligase activity. The coding region runs from base 1 to 705 and encodes 234 amino acids.
AUGGAGUCACAUCUUCUUGACGACUCACGCAUAUAUGAGUGUAAAAUCCAUUCAUGGGGCGAAGCUCCUUAUUAUAUCAAGUUCGAUUUUUUAGAUGGGAAUCCAGCACUUCCUCCCUCUGGUAGAUGCUUCAAUAUCAGAACUUUUUUAGAAGAACGCUAUUACAGCCAUGCUUCAAACAUGCAUCUUACUAGUGCAGCACAUACCCAUGCUGCUAGAUAUGAUUUUUUCAACAUCUCAAUCAAGUCAAUAAAGCAAGCCACAAAUUACAUUCUUUCUAUUCUUAAUGUUCCUGAAAAAAAUCAGAAAUCUAUGGCACAACAGAUUUUAAAUUUCGUAGAAAACAUGGCAAACAACACACACCCAAGUUUUCGUAUGAUGUUUAUGAUUGUGAUGGUGAAUGCUGACAUUUUUUACCACAACAAUGACAACUACGAUCAAGCUACAGAAAUAUCUAUGAAAGAUCAGCUUUGCUUGGCAAAGCUUGCAACUGAAGCAUCCAACAAUAAAUUGAAGGGAGUGAAGCUUCAACAAGAAGAAGGGUUGGAUGCUUGUCCAAUUUGUUUAGAAGAUUUCAGGAUUGAUGCAGUUCAAAUGCCUUGUUCCCAUUUUUUUCAUGGAAAUUGCAUUGUUAACUGGUUGUUGAAGAAGAAUAAUUGCCCUAUAUGUCGCUUGGCAAUUCCAUCAAGUGGUGAACUUCCUUGA